Molecule: messenger RNA, 1254 nt
Organism: Sarcophilus harrisii (Tasmanian devil)
Lineage: Eukaryota; Metazoa; Chordata; Mammalia; Dasyuromorphia; Dasyuridae
Product: chymotrypsin-like elastase family member 2A
Exons: 6
Coding region: 49-1026 (325 amino acids)
Biological process (GO): proteolysis
Molecular function (GO): serine-type endopeptidase activity
Source: RefSeq, a predicted model, not a curated record
UAUCCUGAAGCAAUAAUCUCAAGUGUUCCCUCACUCCUUGGAGUCUUGAUGACAUGGGCACUCGGGAAGGGGUUCUUCCCACCUGGGACACUGAGACCACCUGCCCUCCUUCCAGACUGGCCCCAGGACUGUGGUAUGGCUCCACUCCAUCAUUCCAGCUCUGCUGAGAGGAUCAUCCAGGGCAGGGAGGCCAUACCUCAUUCAUGGCCUUGGCAAGUAUCCUUGCAGGUACAUAGCAUCAAGAUUUUGUUUUAUGCUGCCUCAAACAUGUUGGGGCAUCUUCUCUCCUCUCCUUACUUUCAGGCUCGAGUUCAAGGGAGCCACAGAUUUGUUCAUGUCUGUGGGGGGACCCUGAUCCAUCCCAGCUGGGUCCUUACUGCAGCUCACUGCUUUUCUGGGGGGAAGAUGGAUGAUGUUGCCAACUGGCGCAUUGUGCUGGGCAAACACCGGCUCAACGAAACAGAGGCCACGCAGAAAGUGUACUACGUGAAACGGAUAUACCGGCACGAGCACUUCCACUAUCCACACCUGGACCAGCUGAACAAUGAUAUUGCUCUGGUCCGGCCUGUGCAGGACAUCCCCAGCAGUCCCUAUGUGCACUAUGCCUGUCUACCUGCCUCCGGAGGCCAGGACCCCAGGCCUGGCCAGCUCUGCUGGGUCACUGGCUGGGGAGGGACCCAAGGUGGGGAGGAGAACUCGACUUUGUCUAAUGUUCUGAACCAAGCCCAGAUGCCUAUCAUGGAUUUCACUACUUGUCAACAGGAAAAAGUCUGGGGAGAUAGAGUAAGCCCAACUAUGUUAUGUGUGGGCUUCCAAGAUCUCCAGGAGGCUCCUGCUGCAUGCCAGGGAGACUCAGGGGGCCCUUUGCUUUGCCAGAUGGGAAAGAAUGAGUGGGAAGUCCACGGCAUUGCCAGCUUUGGGCCUGUUGGCUGUAGGGCUGAGAACAAGCCCAGCGUCUUUACCAGGACUGCUUCCUAUAGGCCAUGGAUUGAGGCCACCAGAAUCCGUGAUUUUUUCUUCUACUGAAUUUGAAAGGGAUAGUAUACAGAUAUUCAGGCUUCCUCCUUGUCAAAUAAGAUCAACUCAGGAAAUAAGAUAAAAGAUUUUAUUAGUACACCAAAGCAGCUUGCAGUUAGAGUAAGGCUUGCCUGGAAUUCAACCUACGUUCUGCUUUUAUAGAUGAGAGUCACCAACUUGCACUUAAGGGCAAGAUAAUCCCAGUUAGUCCAUAUUUUAUGAGGAGGUGGGAUUAGU